AUGAUAACACAAGAUCCAGCAAAACUUGAAAAAUUACUUGAUAUCGCUAAAAAAGGCGGUAUUGGAACAUGCGUAGCCAAUCAGGACAUACUUGCAAAUUCUGAAGAUGAUUUGAUGUUUUAUACGGGAGAAGUUAUAACCGUCCUGAAACGUAUCAAAAAUGAUUUAUAUCUUGGAUAUUGUAAAGAUGUUAUAGGGAUAUUUAAUGGUAAAACGGUCGAUUUUAAUGGACCUUUAAAAAACCCAAGGUCAUUGAGAUUGGAAAGAACUUCAAGCAAAAUUUCAUCGAUAUAUAGUUUUGAUCAAAGUUCCCCCCAACAGGCAAGUUUUCAUUAUCCUUCAGAUGCCACAAGGUCAACUCAAUCUUUAUCAAAUGAGUCAAUUUUAGGAUUAUCAGGUAUAGGAAAUAAUUCAACACCUUCAUCACCUAUAAUUAAUAUUAUACCAGCUACUAGCGAAAUUAAUUAUAAUAACAAUUCAUCGCUUUCGCUUAAUCAAAAUAAUGCUCCAAGAAUUUAUAGAAUUUCUCAACAACCUCCAAUCAACGGUCAAAAUCAAUCUAAUCACAGUGACUCAAGUAAUAAUGAUCAAAUAAUUACGAGAAAACCUCAAAAUUUUGCUCCGAUAAUUCCAGGUAACGGCCAAAAUAAUAUGCAAAAUGUCAUAAUAGAAAGGCCUCUUGUUACAACAAACAUUACGGGAAUGUCAAAUGAUCCAGUUCCUCUAACAUCAAAGUCGCGAGACGAUCAUCAUCGAUCGGGAAGCAUCUCAAACUCCGAUAUUUCAGUACAAAGUUCGUCAAUAGCAUCAUCACCAGUAUCCAUUAACAAUAAAGGACAUUCUCAAAUAUUUGGUUCUCCAUUGAAUUCACCAACUUCACCUAAAUCUUUUCAAUUUAAAUCACGUAACCAUAAAUUUAACAUACCAAAUGGAACUUCUACGGUUAAUGGAAGCACUUCAUCAGAAUCAAUAUCUUCACCACCUCGUUCGACUUUUGGACGAAAUUCACCUUCAAUUCCACAGCGAAAAUUUUCCAUUGCAUCUACGAUCGGUCAUGAUUCUCCAUCAACAACACCUUUACCCUCACCAAAGUUGACACAAAUAAAAGUGAUUCAAGAGGAACAGAUUUUGUUGGACGGUCGAUAUUCAACGUCCACUACGCCAUUGCCUUCACCACGUUUCGUUCCUAGUAACAUGAUCAAUAAUAAUAAUCAUCAAUUUGGAAGUGAUGAAGGUAGGAUGACUUCUGCAAACACACCAGCACCAACGCCUGUUAUAAUCACCCCAAAGAUUACUCUUGAGGAUAGUGAUAUUGAAGAUAGUGAUGAUGAUCCAGAGGAAAACUUAAUUGCUUACGCGUCUUCCAGCAAUAAUUCAACGAAAUCAUCAUCAUCAAAUAAUCCGUCAAAGAUUGCAGAAGUUCCUGUACUAAAGGUUGAAAAUGUUUCCGAUCCUAUAUCUGAUACCCCCUCGGAACAAUUGAGUACAAAUGAGAGUGAAGAGAUUAGUUCUGAAGACGAUAAGGUUGUAGAAAAGAACGAAUCCGAAUCCGAAGAAACACAAUCCAGUAAACCUGCUAAAAAGAAGGAUCAAAUCCUUGCCAUUGAUGAAUACGGUUUCGUUUAUGAUGUCACGGAAGAGGAUAUCCCUCCAGGAGUUGAUAGAAUUCAAAGAAUUAUUCAGGCACCGGGUACAGAAGAGAAGACUACGCGUACAAUUCGGUUGUAUCGUGAACGUGAAGCGAAAUGGGUUGAACUUUUUGGAAGUUUGAAUUCUACUAUGAUCCAAGACAAUAGAAAAGUACAAAUUAAUUUAAAAUCUAUGUUCGGAUUGCGUAUUCCUAUUAAGAAAAAAAUUAUUUUACAGAUCAAGAAAUUGGUUCGUUCUGGAAUUCCAGAAUCCGUUCGUGGCAAAGCAUGGCAAUUUAUGGCCGGUGCAGACAAGUACAGGAAACCUGGUGUUUUUGACGAAUUACGACGUCGACCAAAGCUACCCAUUUACGAUGUUAUUGAAAGAGAUAUUCAUCGUUGUUAUCCAGAUCAUAUUCAAUUCCGGGAAGAUUCUGGAUUUGGGCAAGAUGACCUUCACAAUAUUUUGAAAGCUUAUGCUCAUUACAACCCAGUGGUAGGAUACUGUCAGGGGAUGGGACGUUUGGUUGGUAUGAUGUUGAUGCAAAUGCCAGCUGAAGACACCUUUUGGUUGCUCGUUGCGACUAUUGAAGAAUAUAUGAUUGGAUAUUUCACACCAACCUUAUCUCAGGUUCGAAUUGAUUCGAUGGUUUUUGAGCAACUAUUAGCUGAUCACGAUCCAAAGUUGGCACAGCAUUUGGCAGAGAAUGAUAUUCUACCACUAAUGUAUAUUACUCAGUGGUUUAUGACAAUUUUUACUAUGACUUUACCAUGGGCCUCAGUUUUACGCGUUUGGGAUAUAUUUUAUUUUGAAGGGGUGAAACUAUUUUUCAGGAUUGGGUUGGCCAUUAUGGACUGUUCAAGGGAUCGUUUACUAAAAACUUGUCCAACGAAUUCAGAAAUUCUCGGUUUCUUGUUGCAUAUACCACAUGAUUUGUUAACGCCCGACCUAUUAUUAGGAGCAGCGUUCAAAAUUCGAUUAAAGCGUAGCGCAAUUAGAAGAAUAACUAAGAGAGUUAAUGCAAUGGAAAAGAAUAAUGAAAUUGGGUCGGAUUCAGCAUCCGUCAAUACAGCGGGUGGUAGUAAGGAAACCAGAAGGGGAUUAAUGAAGAAAUCGAAAAGUAUUGAGAAAUUAAAGAUUGAUGGCGUUGAAUUCAAAUUAGUCGGCGAAUGA
This is a messenger RNA of Funneliformis caledonium, 2802 nucleotides long. Lineage: Eukaryota; Fungi; Glomeromycota; Glomeromycetes; Glomerales; Glomeraceae. The record is from the annotation of a GenBank genome assembly.